GGUUGCAGCAUUUGACAAAGAAAAUGAAGUAUCCUUUCAAUGCACUACCAACACUUGCUGAUGUUGAGUUUGUUUACUGUCCCGUGCUUGUGGUUCUUGGAGUGUCUGUUAACUUGUUGGCGAUUGUGAUUCUGUCGUGGAGGAACUGUGGUCUCUCAAGAUGCAUCACGUUCUACCUGAUAGCAAUGGCAGCAGCUGAUUUCCUUGUUGUUAUAACUGAUGUGAUGCUGAGGUGGCUUAUAAUGUAUUUCCCAGUGUCUUUCCUCGAUAUUACAUAUGUCUGUGGUUUGGUUACGAUGCUCAUUCCUGCGACCACAAUGAAUUCCGUCUGGCUGACCAUUGCUUUCACCUUUGAUCGAUUUGUGGCCAUUUGCUGCCAGAAGCUGAAAACCAAAUACUGCACAGAGAAAACUGCGGUCAUGGUUAUUGCAACAGUGAGUGUGCUGAGCUAUAUUGAAAGCAUUCCCUGGUAUUUCAAGUUCCAAUCCAAGUAUAUCUUCAACAACCUGCCGUGGUUUUGUGUCAUAAAACCAGACUAUUACACUUCAAUAUUCUGGAUGACUUAUGCUAUGUUCCAUCGUGUACUAUCCCCUUUACUGCCAUUCAUUAUUAUUCUUGUUUUGAACACUCUGACUGUCAGACAUGUUUUCAUAGCAAGCAAAGCCCGCAGAAGACUCCAGAAGGACAGUGCCGGCGAGAAGCCCAGUGACCCAGAGAUGGACAAACGCAGAAAAUCCAUCAUUUUACUCUUUACAAUCUCAGGCAGCUUCAUUAUUUUGUGGACCCCUUAUAAUAUAUGUUUCCUUUGUCAAAGAAUUGCAUCACUGUUUGAUUAUCCUCCACUUUCCCCAGCAGCAGGUACCAUCGCAUACCUGCUGCAGCUCCUCAGUACUUGCACAAACACUUGCAUAUACACAGUGACCCAGACACAAUUCCGAGAGCAGCUAAAAGCGGUUGUGAAGCUCCCUUUCACUCUGAUUCUCAGAUCCAAACAGUCAAUGUAA
Stegostoma tigrinum is the source of this 1004-nucleotide messenger RNA. RefSeq names its product probable G-protein coupled receptor 139. Lineage: Eukaryota; Metazoa; Chordata; Chondrichthyes; Orectolobiformes; Stegostomatidae. The transcript is spliced from 2 exons. Gene Ontology annotation, molecular function: G protein-coupled receptor activity. Bases 24 to 1004 code for a protein of 326 amino acids. The record is from RefSeq and is a predicted model, not a curated record. Gene Ontology annotation, biological process: G protein-coupled receptor signaling pathway. Gene Ontology annotation, cellular component: membrane.